Messenger RNA from Labeo rohita (rohu), 1686 nucleotides. It is a transcript of the gene hmx3b, whose product is annotated as H6 family homeobox 3b. Gene Ontology annotation, biological process: regulation of transcription by RNA polymerase II. Gene Ontology annotation, cellular component: nucleus. Bases 311 to 964 code for a protein of 217 amino acids. The transcript has 2 exons. Gene Ontology annotation, molecular function: DNA-binding transcription factor activity, RNA polymerase II-specific; RNA polymerase II transcription regulatory region sequence-specific DNA binding. NCBI's taxonomy places the organism in Eukaryota, Metazoa, Chordata, Actinopteri, Cypriniformes, Cyprinidae. The record is from RefSeq and is a predicted model, not a curated record.
AUUUUUAGGAUUAACUGACACAUCUAUUCUCUAAGAAAGGAAAAGAUCAAUGUAGCUGUUUUAAAAUGUUGUUAGCAAGAGCUCUGCAGAUGAUUUGCUGUGAAACACACGCACACGCACACGCACACGCCCAUCUCUCUCUCCCUCUCUCUCUCUCUCUCUUUCUUUUGAUUUUCAUCAUUUUCUUUCCAGCGUCAGUUGUUCUCAUGUGGAUCCGCGCUGCGCUUCUCACUACAGACCGGAGUAACUUUCUUCAUCAUCAUCAUCAUCAUCAUCAUCAUCAUCAGUGACAUUCUGCUGAGUCUCACCGAUGGAGGAAAAAACACAAGAAGUAAAAGAUUCUCCGUUUUCCAUCAAGAACCUGCUGAACAAACCCGACAAACCCAGAGCUCACAUGAAUCUUUCCGUCUCUAGAGUUCCGGAUCUCACUUUCCUGCGCUUCGGAUCCUGGUGCUGCCCGAGCGGACACCCGAACACACCCGCCGCAGAUCGGAUCAGAGACGCGACGGAAGCGCUGAAAUGCGAAGCGGAGGAUCCGGAUCCGAAAGAUGAGGAUGAGGAGGUUCUCCUGGAGGACUCGGACCCGGACGAGCAGAAGACGGAGGAAAGCUCGCAGAAGAAGCUCUGCCGCAAGAAGAAGACCAGGACCGUGUUUUCCCGCGCUCAGGUGUUCCAGCUCGAGUCCACCUUCGACAUGAAGCGCUACCUGAGCAGCUCGGAACGGGCCGGACUCGCCGCGUCGCUCCAUCUGACCGAGACGCAGGUGAAGAUCUGGUUCCAGAACCGCAGGAAUAAGUGGAAGCGGCAGAUCGCCGCCGAACUGGAGGCCGCGAACCUCAGCCACGCGCAGCGGAUCGUACGCGUGCCUAUCCUGUACCACGAGCACGCGGAGAGCGCGCGCGCCGCGGGUCUGACCUUCACGCACGCACUUUAUUACCCGCAUUCGCUGAUCAGACCCGUGUGAGGAUCGAACCUGGUGCCGCGGCGCAGCGGUACGACGGACUGAACCUGAUCUGAGUGAUCGACACCGAACUCACUAACAAACCCAUCAGAGAGUUCAUCCUCUGAUCCGCCCAAAGACCUGCAUCAGAUUCAGGAGUUAAACUCUCUCAAACAGGACCGUGUCUGUCAAAAGAGAAACUUGUGUGUUUGUUUGUUUGUUUGGUAUAUAAAAAAAAUCUUGUUCUGCUGAGGAAGAGCACUUGACGACAGGUGCAGCUGUGUUUAUUAUUACUACAUAUUAUUAUUAUUAUUAUUAGUUUGAAGAGUUAGGCGGAGUUUUCUCAUAUCUCUGUUUUCCGUGAGCAGUGCCGCACUAAAGUGAAUCAGUCUCUCGUUCCUUCUGUGUUUCAUGUCAGUCAAUAAAAAUAAGGGAAUGCUGGAAAAAACACCUUUUUUCCUGUGUAUUUUAAAUCAUGUUGUAAGAUCUUUUUACAUGCUGUUCUACAUUUCAGGACUCCAGUAUUGUACUACUGAAAUUAAUUGUUGACUUUAUUUCCAGUGUCAAUGUUCACAUGCACUAGUAAAUAUACGUUUGUCUGACAAAUGUCUGAAAUGAUGAAUUAUGAACCAUGUUUGUGAAAUGCUCCGUGGAUUUGUCUGGGGUUUUAGAAGAUUUCCGCCGAUUUUUAUAUGAUCAUAAAUAAAUGUUCAUUAUUGAAUGUAUUUGUGAUUCUGGCGAUGCCC